AUGAGAGAUAACAUCAAUAAAGUUGCGGAACGUGGAGAAAGAUUGGACUCGAUCGAGAAUAAAACCGACAACUUGGCCAUAAGUGCUCAAGGAUUCAGAAGAGGAGCUAAUCGUGUAAGAAAAGAUAUGUGGUGGAAGGAUAUGAAGAUGAGAAUGUGUCUUAUUUUGGUGGUGAUCAUUUUGUUAAUUGUUAUUAUUGUGCCAAUUGCUGUGCACUUUUCUUGA
Molecule: messenger RNA, 225 nt
Organism: Meyerozyma guilliermondii ATCC 6260
Lineage: Eukaryota; Fungi; Ascomycota; Pichiomycetes; Serinales; Debaryomycetaceae
Product: SNAP receptor
Exons: 1
Coding region: 1-225 (74 amino acids)
Biological process (GO): Golgi ribbon formation; vesicle-mediated transport
Cellular component (GO): membrane
Source: RefSeq, a predicted model, not a curated record